AUGGCGGGAAUUCCUUUGCACAAAACCUACAACUCCGCAAUGGUGGAAGCAUGUGGUUAUGAUUCCAUGACUUUCAUUGAGAAAGAUUGUCGAAAUUAUAUUGAACAAGUGCGACGGUUAAGACUCGGAGAUGGAGAUGUCGCCGCAAUAAAAGCUUAUUUUGCGACUAUGCAAGCACGACGCUCGGGAUUUUACUUCAACAACAGGUGUAGGCAAGCUUACAAAGAGUUCGGUGAUGUUGUCACCUUUGAUACGACAUACCUGACAAAUAAAUAUGACAUGCCGUUUGCUCCAUUUGUUGGCCUCAAUCAUCACGGGCAAUCAAUGCUACUUGGUUGUGGCUUGAUAGCUAAUGAGGACACUAGUACAUUUGUCUGGUUAUUCCGGACAUGGUUGCAGUGCAUGUACGGUCAAACACUAAAAGGAAUAAUUACUGAUCAGGACAGGGCUCUGCAGAAUGCGAUUCAGAUUGUAUUUCCACAUACGAUGCAUAGGUGGUGUCUCUGGCAUAUCUUGAAGAAGUUGCCUGAGAAGUUUGACUAUCAUGUUGAUAAAGCGUCGAUCUUUUCCACUAUACAUGGAUUAGUGUAUGAUUCACAGAUCGUUGAAGAGUUUGAAGAAUGGUGGAAAGGGAUGAUUGAUAGGUACAACUUGUAUGAUAGUGAUUGGUUGUCUGGAUUGUUUGAAAGUAGAUGUCGUUGGGUUCCAUAUUUUUUGAAAACCACAUUUUGGGCCGGAAUGUUGACAACACAACGAAGUGAGAGCAUGAAUGCAUUCUUCGAUGGAUACGUGCAUUCAAAGACUUCAUUGAAACAAUUUUUCAAACAAUACGAAAGAGCACUGCGGAGCAAGGUUGAGAAGGAGUUUCAGGCUGACUUCAAGUCUUAUGCGCAAAUGGUGCCGUGUGUCACAAAUUAUGAUAUGGAAACUCAAUUUCAAAAGGUGUACACCAUAUCAAAGUUCAGAGAGGUUCAGGACGAGUUCAUCGGGAAGGUUUAUUGUGACAUCAUAUCUAUCUCGGAGGGAUGUUCAGGGACGAUUUACAAGGUUCUGGAGGAUGUCCUACUAUAUGGAGCGCAUCGGACGAAGAGGACCUUUUUCGUCUCAUUUACGAGGGAGACACGUGACAUUUUCUUGUCGGACAAGUUUAUUCUACGAAGAUGGAGGAGGGAUGUUAGUAGGGCACACACGAGGGUGGCAGUGUACUACGAUGGGUUGGUCAGUUCUCCGGCACAAUUGAGGUACGACGAUAUGUGUCGAGCAUUUUCGGAGGUGGCUGACCUUGUUGCGAAUGAUGAAGAAUGGAGUUCUGCAGUAAUGGAUUGGAUAAAACUUCAAGCGAAGGAGCUGAAGUCGAGUUGUGGUAGUCAUCCUAGUCAUGUAAUCUCUUGCGGGACGGAUUCUCAGAAUCGUUCCGGCGUCAAUGUACUAGAUCCCGUAUCAUCAAAACGAAGUGGUGCGCCAAGGAAACUUCGACGAAAAGGACUGUUGGAGUUAACGUUAAAGAAAGCAAAGGCAACUUCGACGUCAACAAAAGGCAAGCGGCCGACAGGUCAACAUAGUACUGCGGAAGAAGUUGUAUCAGAUGUUGACGCCUCUCAACAGUUUUUAUCCUUAACAUCGUUCGCAUGUUCGCAAUCCUUUAUGGGUGACAGUGGCCGCCAACAAGAAUUACAAUGA
This is a messenger RNA of Olea europaea var. sylvestris, 1680 nucleotides long. Its product is annotated as protein FAR1-RELATED SEQUENCE 5-like. The coding region runs from base 1 to 1680 and encodes 559 amino acids. The record is from RefSeq and is a predicted model, not a curated record. Gene Ontology annotation, biological process: regulation of DNA-templated transcription. Lineage: Eukaryota; Viridiplantae; Streptophyta; Magnoliopsida; Lamiales; Oleaceae. The transcript has 5 exons.